UCCGAUCAAUAACCGUCUCGCAUACACACCGAUCAUUGCCAACUGAUUUGAGACCGUGAUAAGACUACGUAUGUUGCAUGUUCUUUAGACAAUAUUUAUUUCGAUGUUCUUCAUGCAAGAUAUAAUCCAAAUAAUAUGUGCAUUUCAUAUAAUUUGUAUUGCGAACUUGGACAAUAAAGAAGCAAAGACAAGAAUGACAAGUACUCAGAAAAGUCCUCUUCUUGAGGCCUCUAAGAAGUACAAAAGAAGAAAACAAGAUACAGAAUACAAUCUCAUGGGAAGUGAGACAAUCUAUACUGCGAUUAUAAAGGAAUUUGAUUCCACAACCCAAACUGAUGUAAACUCUAUAUCCACUAGGGUAGGUGCUGAGACCUUUAAUUCAGAUGACUUCAACUCUGUGUGUGUCAAAGUCGAGGCUGAUGAAUGGUGUAAUGUAGCUGCUUGUUUUUAUUCUGGGUGUGUUGAAUAUGAACAGGUUCAAGGGGAAGAGAUAUGUCAAGAAACAGAAAUAUUCUAUGGUAGAGGAAAGCGUGAGGAUGUUUAUAUCCCCUGUCCAGGAAAGACCCUACAAGUUGGGACCAAGAAGGAGCCAGUGUUGGAUGAAAAACAGGAUGCUGGUGAUAAAUUCCCUGUGGAACACAAACUGAGGAUUUUAAACGCGUUGCCUCUGAGCCAGUUUGGUUCUCAAGAAGUUUUUCUAGAAUUUGAACAUGAUCAGUUUAUGCCAAGUGUACAACAUUCUUCCUCUGAUUUGACUCCUGUCAUUCAUUUGGCUUUAAAAACUGAGGCAAAUACUUCAAGCACCUCACCGGUUCAGGUUUUGCCUAUGAAUGUAAGCUCUACCAUAACAUGCGGAUUAGUGACAGCUGCUAGUUCUAAAUCGACUGACGCUUGGGGUAAAAAGGAGUGUUGUGAUAUAUCCAUUAUAAAAGAAGUUCCUCCACAUCAGCCCAUUGGUUUGUCAAGUGAUGUAGCAUAUAAUAUGGAUCGAAUAGCUUCAAUAUUACCAGUGAAUGAUCUGGAUGUUACAAUGCCUUUAAUCAGCUACGAUUCAAAGUCAAAUCUAUCGCAUAAAAUUUCUGAAAGUCAGAGCAAUAAAGUGCCUUUGUCGAUGAGUUCUAAAAUUGAAGAAGUUGCCAUGACAUCCGAGGAAGUGAAUUCCAAUCUGGUAAAUGAGUCUGGUGAUUUUUCUUCUGAUGAUUUUGAAGAGAUAUUCAUUGAUGGUGAUUGUUCUUCGGAUGAUUUUGAAGAGAUAUUCAUUGAAAGAAACAAAGGGGAAAGCAAGAGUUAUCCUUUAACGCUUUCGGCACCAACGAGGGUUUGUGGUGAAGGUUCUUCGAGAGGCUUUGUCAAGACAAGGGGUACAGAAAGAGAGAAUGCUGCAAAAACAACUGUCCCACUUUUUUGGAAACCAGCUAAGAGAAAAUUAGACAAACAUGGUGACCUAGUGAGUAAUAAGAGUGUGAAGAAAGCAAAGACACCGGAAAAGAACAAUUCUGAAGACUGUCUUCAAGAGAGGAAUCAAGCAAGCUGUACGAAUCUGGAACCUCCUGAUGAUGACCACUUUCUCUACUGUGUAGAAUGCAACAAGGAGUUUGAAGGGGACUGCGCUGUCCAUGGACCCUACAACUACAUACAGGACAAAGAGGUGCCAGAAGGGGACCCCCAUAGAGCAGACCAUACCUUACCAGAUGACCUAGCAAUUAAAACCUCAACAAUAUUUGGAGCUGGUCUUGGAGUAUUUACAAAAGUUGGACUGGAGUCCAGGAUUAUGUUUGGACCUUAUGAGGGCGAUAUUAUCGCUGAAAACAAUAAGUCAGGAUAUUGUUGGCAGAUCUAUAAGGAGGGCAAAACGAGCCACUUUGUAGAUGCCCAGGACAAGUCCACCUCAAACUGGAUGAGAUACGUAAACUGUGCAAUGAAGGAGGCAGAUCAGAACCUGGUAGCAUUUCAGUACAAAGGAGGCAUCUAUUACUGCACAUUUAAGCCAGUUUCAUCAGGGGAGGAACUUCUAGUUUGGUAUGGAGAUGAAUGCGCCAGAGAACUUGUCCUUAACAGAGAAGAUGGCUUCAUCAGAGAAAAGAAUUUGCAUUCCAGACUUAAAUAUGCCAAUGGAGAAGAAAUUUUCCAAUGUGUGUACUGCAAGAUAGCAUUCACAACUGCAGUCCUUUUUGUUCGUCAUUUGAUGAGAAUGCAUGGUGGUGAUCAACUAAGAUCCAAAGAUCUGCAAGUUCUGGAUCAGUGGCGUCUAGAAAAUGAUGAUCAAUAUCUGAUAUCGUAUUCAAAACUGAUAAAUCGUACAUCCAAUGAAAAACACCUCAACAGUAUUUCAAAUGUUACACAUAAUAAAAGUGACUUUUCACAAAGUUUCUGUGAUGAGCAAUUAACAAGUGUAAUAUUACAUAAGAAUAACAAUGUUGAGGUGAGUACUUAUACAAGUAAAAUCAGUAAUGGCAUGAAGACAUUUAAGAGGAUACCUACAGGAAAGAGACUGUACAAGUGUGAUGUGCGUGGUUAUGCAAGUUACAACAAGUGUAACUUUAAGAGACAUAUGGGGAUACAUACAUCAGAGAGAGUGUACAAGUGUGAGGUGUGUGGAAAUUCAUUUACCCAAAGUAGUGCCUUGAAUACACACAUGAGGAUACAUAAAGGAGAGAAACUCUUCAAGUGUGAGGUGUGUGGAAAUUCAUUUACCCAGAGUGGCCACUUGAAGAGACACAUGAUGACACAUACAGGAGAAAAACUGUACAAGUGUGAGGUGUGUGGAAAUUCAUUUACCCAGAGAAGUGUCUUGAAUUCGCACAUGAGGAUACAUACAGGAGAAAAACCAUACAAGUGUCAGGUGUGUUGUUAUGAAUGUAUCCAGAGUAGUACCUUGAAGACACACAUGACGAUACAUAUAGGAGAGAAACUCUUCAAGUGUGGGGUGUGUGGUUAUGCAUGUAACCGGAGGGAUCACUUGAAGAGACACAUGAGGAUACAUACAGGAGAGAAACUCUUCAAGUGUGAGGUGUGUGGUUAUGCAUGUAACCGGAGGGAUCGCUUGAAGAGACACAUGAGGAUACAUACAGGAGAAAAACCAUACAGGUGUGAGGUGUGUGGUUAUGAAUGUAUCCAGAGUGGUGCCUUGAAGACACACAUGGCGAUGCAUACAGGAGAGAAACUCUUCAAGAGUGAGGUGUGUGGUUAUGUAUGUAACCUAAGGGGUCACUUGAAGACACACAUGAGGGUACAUACAGGAGAAAAACUGUACAAGUGUGGGGUUUGUAGUUAUGCAUUUAACCAGAAUGGUACCUUGAAGACACAUAUGAGGAUACAUACAGGAGAAAAACCAUACAAUUGUGAGGUGUGUGGACAUUCAUUUACCCAAAGUAGUGCCUUGAAUACACACAUGAGGAUACAUACAGGAGAGAAACUCUUCAAGUGUGAGGUGUGUGGAAAUUCAUUUACCCGCAGUGAUACCUUGAAGACACACAUGAGGAUACAUACAGGAGAAAGACGGUACAAGUGUGAGGUGUGUGGUUAUGGAUUUUCCCAGAAAGCUUCUUUGAAUAGACACAUGAAGAUACAUACAGGAGUGGGAGUACACGUAUGAGGUGUGUGAUAAUGUGGUUAACAAAGUUAAAUAAACAAAUGGGUAAUAAAGAAUAAGAGUAUGGUUUAGGUCACCUAAGCACAUACGGCUUAUGGGUAGCUUUAAGGAAACCCUGUCGUCUGUUGUAUGUAAUAUGUGCAUCUUUUUUUCUUAAAAAAGAAAACAUCAUUUUUUGUUAUAUUUUUAUACUUAAGAUUUCAAUUUUUUACUGUUAUAUAAAAGGAGGAACAACAUUUACCUUGAUUGUGAAAUAUUGGAUAUGAAGUAUUAUUAUGCCCCCCUUCGAAGAAGAGGGGGUAUAUUGUUUUGCACAUGUCGGUCAAUUGGUCGGUCGGUUGGUCCGUCCACCAAAUGGCUUAAGGAUGAUAAAUCAAGAACGCUUAGGCCUAGGAUCAUGAAACUUCAUAGGCACAUUGAUCAUGACUGGCAGUUGACCCAUAUUGAUUUUGAGGUCCCUAGGUCAAGGUCUCGGUCAAGGCCACGUUUUUUUUGUUGGGGGGUGCAUAUGUCUCCAACCGCGGAACACUUGUUUAAAAUGUUAUUAAGUAAUUUAUUAAAAAACUGGUGCUUAUGUGGUUCAUUUACAUAUUUCAGAUGAUUCACUGAAAGUUCAAUUAACAAUGCAUUAAAUAACAGUACUGGUAUUAAUAAAUUGAGCAUUGGUAUUGCAAAAAUGGGUCUUCUGCCAUAGUUCAAGGCCCUCCUAUCUAUUGGCACAAAACCUGUCCACUAUCAAAAGGUGUCGUUGUCUAACAAGCUGACAGGGUAGCUCUAAAUCAGACUGCACUAAUGCACAGGCUUGUCUGGAGCUAUUCUGGCUGCAUAUAGCAUGAGCAUCAUUUUUGCAUGACGCGACUUAAUUGAUGUAGAAAAUGUUUUUAAUUAGCACCACAUGAUAUCUAUUCAGUGCUUUAAUUUGUAAUGCAUGUUCAAGAAGUGUUUUAAACAUGCCCAUGUUUUCAAAGUUAGGAAGAAAGUUCGUUGUGUUUAACCAAAAAAGGAUGUGUUUUUUUAAAAGUGAUAAUGUGUUCCUAAAAUAAAGAAUGAUAUUAAAGUUGAAUACAAGAAAAUGAGCUGA
Molecule: messenger RNA, 4673 nt
Organism: Dreissena polymorpha
Lineage: Eukaryota; Metazoa; Mollusca; Bivalvia; Myida; Dreissenidae
Product: histone-lysine N-methyltransferase PRDM9-like
Exons: 9
Coding region: 104-3595 (1163 amino acids)
Cellular component (GO): nucleus
Molecular function (GO): histone methyltransferase activity; protein binding
Source: RefSeq, a predicted model, not a curated record